AUGGUCUCCAGGAAUGUGGCAAUAGGACUGAUGUUCUUAUCAGUGACUACUGUUGGAAUUCUGGGAAAUUUCUCUCUGCUUUUUUAUUAUUUAGUCCAUUCCUGGAAUGACUGUAAAUUAAGGUCCACAGAUAUGAUUCUCAAGCACCUGAUGAUAGCCAACUCCUUGGUCAUUCUGUCUAAAGGAAUUCCCCAGAUAAUCACAGCUUUUGGGUUGAAAUAUUUUCUCAGUGAUUUUGCAUGCAAACUUAUUUUGUAUAUUCAGCGAGUGGGCAAGAGUAUGUCCAUUUUCAUCACCUGCCUCUUGAGCAUCUUCCAGAACAUCACCAUCAGCCCCGUGAAUUUCUGUUGGAAGGAUCUCAAAGGAAGAGCUCCAAAGUUCAUUGGCUUCUUCAUUUCCUUCUGCUGGGUCCUGUACAUGAUGGUGAAUUCCAUUUUUCCUCUCUAUAUGCUUACCAAAUGGAGUAGGAAAAACACAACAGAGAAAAGAGAUCAUGGGUACUGUUAUGUAGGUCAUGACAAAAUCACAGACUCAAUAUAUGCAGCCUUAUUUGUAUUUCCUGAGGUUGUCUUUUCCAUGCUCAUGAUCUGGUCCAGUGGCUCCAUGGUUCUCCUUCUGUACAGGCACAAGCAGAGGGUUCAGCACAUUCACAGCAUUAAAGUUUCCCCCAGAUCUUGUCCUGAGUCCACAGCCACCCAGAGAAUUCUUGUCCUGGUGGGCACCUUUGUGAGUUUCUACACCCUCUCCUCCCUAUUAAGUGUUCAUAUUGCUCUAUUUUCCAGCUGGGAAGGGUGGUUGGUGAACAUCAAUGAACUAAUAUCAGUGUGUUUUCCCAUGGUCAGCCCCUUUAUUCUCAUGAGCCAUGAAACCACCCCCUGCACUCUCUCCAGGCUCUGCUUUGUUUGCAUAAAACCCACAAAAUCUUGCUGGGUGCUGUGGAAAACAUUUAUUAUCAGGAACCUGGAAGACUAAGACCAAAGAAUUACAAGUUGAAGGCCAGGCUCAACU
Ictidomys tridecemlineatus (thirteen-lined ground squirrel) is the source of this 1008-nucleotide messenger RNA. Its product is annotated as vomeronasal type-1 receptor 4. Gene Ontology annotation, biological process: G protein-coupled receptor signaling pathway. Lineage: Eukaryota; Metazoa; Chordata; Mammalia; Rodentia; Sciuridae. The record is from RefSeq and is a predicted model, not a curated record. Gene Ontology annotation, cellular component: membrane. Gene Ontology annotation, molecular function: pheromone receptor activity.